This is a messenger RNA of Mobula hypostoma (lesser devil ray), 1364 nucleotides long. Its product is annotated as CMRF35-like molecule 5. The record is from RefSeq and is a predicted model, not a curated record. The transcript is spliced from 6 exons. NCBI's taxonomy places the organism in Eukaryota, Metazoa, Chordata, Chondrichthyes, Myliobatiformes, Myliobatidae. Gene Ontology annotation, cellular component: plasma membrane. Bases 87 to 830 code for a protein of 247 amino acids. Gene Ontology annotation, molecular function: transmembrane signaling receptor activity.
UGAGAACAAACAUGUCAUUUCGUGAUAUCCAGAUAAGAAGCAAAUAACAUUUUCUGGAUAAAGUCGGACUGUGCAAAGUGGCAAUCAUGUCCUGUAUUAGUAGAUUAUUAUUAAACAUGAAACUCAUUCAACUUAUCUUCAUCUUCAUCAGCAUUUCAUUGGCAGCUGGUAUAACCGGGCCAAAGCAAGUAUUUGGAACGGUAGGAGAAACGGUCACCAUAAGAUGCCAGUAUCAUGCCUAUUACAAAAACUACGCAAAGUACUUGUGCAAGGGGUCCAGCUGGAGAUCGUGCAGUGUUAUUGCCCGUUCAAACAACCAGCAGGAUGGCACAGACAAAAGAAUCACAAUUAUGGACAACCAAACCACUGCAGAACUUUUCAUUACCAUGACCCAACUAACAAUCAGGGACACAGGGCAUUACUGGUGUGGUAUUACAAGCUUCGGUUUUGACAAAAUGGCUGAGUUACACUUGAAUAUUACAGAAGCUCUGACAACACCUUCACCUACACUGCCCUAUGAAGUUCAGGGAACAGUUCAACCGCCAAGUCAAAGUACCACAAAUUUAUCAGUCUCUCUGGGAAUCAUGUUUGGAAUUGUGAUUAUCGCUGCUGUUUUCAUCAUAAGAUAUAGAAAAUAUUCAGCAGUGGGUGAGAAAGGAUUCAGAUACAUUGGGGAAGAGACUAAUUCAGUCACUACUUCUGGGUCCUCUAGGGAUGAAGGAGGAAGUACCACGAGUGGCACGACAACAACCAAAUCCAGCACUGAGACACAAGACGGCCUUUGCUAUGUUCAUGAGACGUCUGUCCACGAAAAGGAGGAGAACUUCUAGUCACAGCACUGCUCAAUAUUCAGGAUUGAUCCAUUCUCAACAAAAUGGACUGCAAUCAUAAUGCUUCUGUAAUUGAUACUUUAAACCUUCACGUUAUAUUUAUCAGAUCACAUGUUAAUGUGCUUCUUCAUCUCAGUUGGCACUUCCUCAGCCGGGUAUUGAACUAUAAGCCCAGAUAUCUUGUCAGUGUUGUUAAGAGACAAAUCUUCCUCAUUUGUGUACUGCAACCUGUUGAGCACUUUUUCAGCAGUAGGAGUAAACGCUCUACACUAAAACAACUGAAGAGGUUCAGUGAAGAGCAAUUUGUGGAUUCACUCUCUAACAGAGCCAUCAAUCAUUUUUAGUUUUAUAGAGGAAAUGCCGUCAAAAGCCUCAAUGGAGCUUCUUUUUAAAACAAUUGCAACACCAGAUGUUUGUGAAAGCCCCAUUGGGCUAUUAUGCAAUUCAUCAAAUAAUUACUGUUUCACAAGUAAUGAUGAGGAAAAAAGUGUAAAAACAUUAAAUGUGUUUGUUAAUAAACUGCCUUUAAAACAA